Molecule: messenger RNA, 2022 nt
Organism: Oryzias latipes (Japanese medaka)
Lineage: Eukaryota; Metazoa; Chordata; Actinopteri; Beloniformes; Adrianichthyidae
Product: potassium channel subfamily K member 1-like
Biological process (GO): stabilization of membrane potential; potassium ion transmembrane transport
Cellular component (GO): plasma membrane
Molecular function (GO): potassium ion leak channel activity; outward rectifier potassium channel activity
Source: RefSeq, a predicted model, not a curated record
AGGUAAGUCACUGACGUCACGCUGCGCUUCCAAUGAAACGUGGAGAAUGAGGAAGACAAUACAAAGAGGUAACUUUAUUAAAUGACACUGCUCGAGCGCAGGGAAACUCGCUUCCUUCUUCAUGAUUAUGUGGCGCUCCGUGGAGAGCUGGUGCGCUCUCUGGAUGCACCGGCACCGGUCCACCAUCAACUUCGCGUUUCUCGUCGUGGCGUACAUCUUCUACCUGUUGGUCGGCGCCGGGAUCUUCUCCGCCGUCGAGCUGCCCUACGAAAAAGAGCUUCGCGACGAGCUGAAAGCCAUCCGGCGGGACUUCCUCAGUAACCACACCUGCGUGUCCGACGCGCACCUGGACAACCUUUUGGCUCGCGCGCUGGAAGCCAGUAAUUAUGGAGUAUCCGUCCUUGGAAACAAUAAUACCAGCCAUAACUGGGACUUUGUGUCUUCCUUGUUUUUCGCCAGCACCGUGUUAACCACCACAGGAUAUGGCCACACUGUUCCCCUCUCCGAUGAAGGGAAGGGUUUCUGCAUCUUCUUUUCCCUUUUAGGGAUUCCUGUGACCCUCUUCUUCCUCUCCACCUGUGUGGAAAGACUCGUCAACCUCCUGAGUCGACGCCCCGUCUCCUACUUCCAUCGUCGGUGGGCGAUGUCAAAGUCAAGACUUGCUCUCAUCCAUGCCACUGUUUUAGCAAUCAUCAUAGCGGUUCUGUUCAUCUUCAUCCCUUCGUGGAUUUUUGUCAACCUGGAAAAAAAAUGGAACUUCCUCGACUCUCUUUAUUUUUGUUUCAUCUCUCUGACGACAAUCGGCCUUGGGGAUUACGUUCCGGGGGAAACUCACAGCAAAGGGGCCAGCCCCCACCCACAUCUGUACCGGCUGGCCAUCACAGUCUAUUUGCUGCUGGGCCUUGUCUGCGUCCUGGUGGUGAUGGAGACGUGUUGCGAGCUCCCUCAGAUGAGACGCUUCAGGCAGAGGUUUUACCAGGAAAAUGUUCGAGACCUGGACUCUGAGACCACCAACAUCAUUGACCGUGAUCACAUGAGCGAGCAGCUGGCAGAGACCGCAGAUCACAUAUCGCCGCCAGAUCCACAAAUGGUCAUCACAUCUGUCUCCGAACAGGCAGAAACCCUGCGUCACAACGGCACCUCAAUACCUUACAUCCCACCUUCAGGAUCAGCUGUUAACUGAGAGCAGGGAUAAAAGGCAUCAUCUCAGCCUAUAGGGGGAGUAUCAAGUACCUUUUAUUUUAAAGGAAUUGAUUUAUGAACUUUUCCGUUAGGCUUUGUUGCUCAGGAUGCACCCCGUCUCUAAAUGUCAAGAGUGUGGGCUUUCCUGAGAGUAGAUUGGUACUCAAGGGUAAGAAUUGAAUCGUUCAAAAAGCGAUUGCUCUCUGCCAACAGCAACACAGACAUGUGGUGUGAAAGCAGGAACCACCCACAAAUGAUCAGAAUGGCAUUGUUUUCUCUGCCGCUGCUGCUCCUGGCUCUGCAGAUAAAGAUCUGAGGGAGAGGAAGGGCCGGGCCUUCAAAAACGGAUGGAAAUGCCACAAGUUUCCAUUUCCUGGCCCAGUCUUAAAGCUGAAACUGCUUAGCGGCACUCUUUGCUCGCUAGACACCCACAACAUCUCUUUGCACAUAUCUAUAAUGACAUUUGCAUCAGAAAUUUGCCUUUGACGGAGAAAAUAAAUAGUGCUAACCCACAAGGUUGAGCAUUUUUAUUGCAGAUAAUGUAUUUAUAUUUAAAAAGAAAGUAUUGGAGGUGUAAACAUGUUUACCUUCUUGGUUUCCUUCAGGUCAUAAUAACAGCCUUAGUUCUUCAUGUCAUGUAGAAACUUCCUUCCAUUACCACUAGAGGGAAGUAUUUUCAUGUUACAUGUGGGUUUGAUUUUGACAGUGUUAUUGGUUCUAUUCUGUACAUAUGUUAUUGUUAAAUUUAUAUCAUUAAGAUUUACUAUCUGUAUCCUCUUUAUUUUCAAUUUUGAAACAGCUGUUACAAAUCUAAAGAUUAUAAAUGGGCUUCCAAAGGUU